Molecule: messenger RNA, 2238 nt
Organism: Volvox carteri f. nagariensis
Lineage: Eukaryota; Viridiplantae; Chlorophyta; Chlorophyceae; Chlamydomonadales; Volvocaceae
Gene: phV41
Product: extracellular matrix glycoprotein pherophorin-V41
Exons: 8
Coding region: 1-2238 (745 amino acids)
Source: RefSeq, a predicted model, not a curated record
AUGGCGCGCCUGCUGCUGCUGUGCUUCUGUUGCGUAUCAAUUUUUAUCAUCCAUGCAAAAGGUCAAAACACGAAGGCUCAAAAUGCAAAUCCACUCUUUCCGGAUUGCAACUGCGAGCGAGACGUCAGGGCAUCGCCGUACCGUGCCUAUUUCACCGGCAUGGUGCCGUACACUGGAGGCAGCAAGUUUUGCUUCACGUUCGAUAUCGUACCUUGCCAAAUCGACAACCCUUGCUGCUACAUGAACUUCUACAAACUGGAGUUUCCAUUUAUGCUGGGCUGCCGGGACUCCUUACAGUUCAUCGAGUACCAGGGAUCCAAUAAGUCGAUCACAUGGGGUCCGUCGUACGCGUUAGCGAACCCGCCGCGGAUCGAUCUGAAGAUCACGAAUAUGCGGUUAUCGCAGACCAACACUCGUGGCCAGAGCAUUUGCAUUGGAAUUGCAGAUAAAUGCGCGGAGUUGCAUUCUUGGUGUUGGCCGGCGUCUGGGAAUUGCAAGUUGGCAAUUUUCAACGCCGACCCGUUCGACUGCUGUCCUGUCCAGCCUUUCACUAGGAUCGAGCCGGCAUACCGGGCUUCGCCGCCGCCACCGCUGGUCAAGCAUGCCCCGCCGCCACCGCCGCCUCCGCCUCCGCCGCCACCCCCCCCGCCACCCCCGCCGCCUAAGAAGCGUGCACCGCGGCCGCCGCCAACCUGCAGCGUUUGCGUUCGUACAUAUUUGUCGUACGUGCCCCCUGGCGGCAAGUUUAACUUUUCGCAGACCGCUUGCCAAGACCUACAUUUCUUCUUGGUGGACGAGCUGAACGCGCAGGUGCAGUGCGGCGGUAGCGGGUUACGCGAGUCCUCGAAAGUCCAUUGUGUGUUGGCGGGAAAGGCGGUGGAGGCGGAUGCCCUUGACGCUAGAAUGCUGGUGCCUUUCACCCCAGAGCCUUGCACGGCAACCGAAAUUCGAGUCUGUGGAAGCUUCUUCUCAGCGGAAGACGGUCAACUAAUGCAGGAUUGGAUGGAUUCUGGCGCGUUGGCUGAGUUUAACAGCUUUUUACUGCCUCCAAACGACCCUUGCCCAUCGUCUCUGCAAGGUUAUUACCUCACCACGGAGGUGACCGAGAGCUCCUGCCUAACCGGCCCGCCGCCUCCCAAGCCGCCGCCACCCAGCCCACCGCCACCUAGCCCCCGACCACCCAGCCCACCGCCGCCGCGCCCGCCGCCACCCAGCCCUAGGCCUCCAAGCCCUCCACCUCCAUGUGAGGUCUGCAUCACCAUUACGAUCACUAUCACACCCCCGGGUAAACAAUUCACGUUUGACGAAGGCCUUUGCACUCGCAUGCAAACGCUUAUAGCCAAGGACGUUCGAGAGCAAGCCAUGUGGGUUGGUGCGCGUAUCCUGACGCCUUUUGCGCCGGAUCUGUACGAGUGUUAUCCAGGGGAGAUUCGCGUAUGUGGUGUAUUUUUCUCGGACGCGGACGGCCAGCUGCUGCAGCCCUGGAUAUCGUCCGGUGCGCCGUUCAUCAACUGGUACGACGCACUGUUUCCCGGAUCUUGCAGCAGCCAUCCAGAAAUUGCUGGGUACACCUUCACACUCAAGGCCGCCAACUACGACGGCGUCCCUGGCUGCCUCACGGGCAACUACGUCUCCCCAGCCUGCAGUAGCUUCCCGCCUCCUCCACCCCCCCCACCGCCGCCUCCACCUCCCCCACCGCCGCCUCCCCCCAAGCCCAAGUUGCCUCCACCUCCUCCGCCGCGCACCCGCCCGCCCCCGCGCCCGCCCGUCGCCACCUUCCCCCAAUGCGAGUGCGACAAACGUCCUGGGAGUUCAUCUCUUUUCUUCUCCCAAUCGAACGUCACAGAUCUCGAUACGGGCAUGCGCAUGUACUGCUUUGUCGUGGGCAUUACACCGUGCCUGCGCCAAUCACCUUGCUGCACUCAAGACCUUCACAAGAUCGAAUUUUCGGUUUUGCCUGCUUGCGUCGGCUCUGUUGCAUAUUCAGCCACGGAUGGCGAGCUGAGGCCUGCGCAGUUUCAGCUGAAGCCGUAUCCAGCCAUAAAAUUCAAUAAUUUUGCCAAGGCCUUCUCAGACGCCGACGGAACGGAGGUGUGCCUGCUGCUAAGGCCGCCUUGCGACACGUUGGAAGCUCUAUGCGGGGGCCCCACCUGUCUCUACUCGCUCUUCAACAACCGAGUUUCAAACCAGCCGAAAUGCUGCCCCGUACGGAAUGUUCUCGAUCCGUUGUUAGAGUGA